ACUUAUACAACAUUAGCAAAAACGUGUGUAUGUGUGUGAUGGCUGGGUUGGUGAAUGUAAGUAAGGAUCUACUUCGCGCUCCCAUCAGCAGGUUGAAGCGGAUGCUGAAGCAGUUAGAUGAGGACGACGUGGAUUUUAAAGAACUGAAGAAGAAUGUGGAGUUUACAGCAUCGUUACUGGAGACGCUUUACACUGACAGAACAAAUUCGAGCCUCGACACAGAUGAUGAACUCCAGUCGUGUGAUGUCGUUCCCAUGGAGGUUCGUGAUUGGCUGGCAUCCACAUUCACCCAGAGAGUUCAACCAAUCAGCCGACGGCCGGAGGAGAAGCCGAAGUUCCGCAGUAUCGUGCACGCGGUGCAGGCCGGGAUCUUCGUCGAGAGGAUGUUUCGUAGAGUUUACUCAGCAGCCAUGCCGGAUCAGACUGCAGAAGUUCUGAACUGUUUACGGGAUAUGGACCGCUGGAGUUUUGAUGUGUUUGCGCUGGACUCUGGAACUUCAGGUCACGCAUUAAAAACUCUUUUCAUUGAGCUGAUCGUCAAGCACCAACUAAACAGCAGAUUUAAGGUCCAGGAUCAUUUUUACUUUAAAUCAUUUUAGUUUUGAUUAACGUCAUUUUGUGUCCAAAUAAUUCUGGUACAACAUUUUUAUCUGGAACUGAAACUUAAUAAAAAUCCAUGUGGACACCCUGCUGCUAACAAACAGAGUGGAGACUGGAGACGUCAUGUCAGUGUCCACAUACGUUCAGCCAAAUCAAUUAUUUAUUUAAAGCAAACAUACAAAAACCUUCAUGUAAACAAUAAACGUCAAAUCAGAACCCAUUCAGUUACUGUGUUCCAUUUUAUUUCU
Molecule: messenger RNA, 848 nt
Organism: Trichomycterus rosablanca
Lineage: Eukaryota; Metazoa; Chordata; Actinopteri; Siluriformes; Trichomycteridae
Product: dual specificity calcium/calmodulin-dependent 3',5'-cyclic nucleotide phosphodiesterase 1B-like
Exons: 5
Coding region: 30-599 (189 amino acids)
Biological process (GO): signal transduction
Molecular function (GO): 3',5'-cyclic-nucleotide phosphodiesterase activity
Source: RefSeq, a predicted model, not a curated record